CCGGGUAACGGCCGCCCCCCGCCCUCCGCGAGUGGCGCCCGCGCCGCCGCCGCCGCCGCCGCUCUACGUCAGGCGCAGGCCAGGGCCGCCGGCGCUCGCAGCCCGCGGAGCCUCGGAGCGGAGCGGGGCGCCCGGCCGCCCGCCGCUCGCUGGCAGGUUCUGCCGGAGACUCCGCCGGGCCUCAAUGUGAAGUCAGAGCAGCAAGUCCCAUGUCUGCACGUGUCGGUGUGAGGGUGUCGGGUCACCUGUCACGCCCGGAGAGGGAGCCGGAGCCAUAGAUGGCCGACCGCCGGCGAGCCUUCGUGCCCGGCCCCGAUGUCCAGCACCCCUCCUUCCCGCUGGAGUGAAGACCCCCUCCGGACGCCCCCACGACACCGCCUGCCGAAAAUGCUCCUCGCGCCCAGGAGGCAGCCGGCCAGCUAGCUCCAUGCGCCCGGUCUGUGCAGUCGCCCUGGAUGGUCUGCCACCCGACAGCUCCCCCAGCUCGUGCUCGUGCCCGGGCCCCGGACCCCUGCCCGACAUGUCUCUGCUUCACGCCCUGGGCCCGGUGCAGACCUGGCUGGGGCAGGAGCUGGAGAAGUGCGGCAUCGACGCGGUGAUCUACACGCGCUACGUCCUCAGCCUCCUGCUGCACGACAGCGGCGACAUCGACCUGCAGGAACAGGACAAUGACGUCUUCUUGGGCUGGGAAAAAGGAGCUUACAAGAAAUGGGCAAAGAGUAAGAAGAAGUGUUCAGACCUCACUCUGGAAGAAAUGAAAAAGCAGGCGGCUGUGCAGUGUCUUCGCUCUGCUUCUGACGAGAGCUCUGGCAUCGAGACGCUGGUGGAGGAGCUGUGUUCCCGGCUGAAAGACCUUCAGAGCCAACAAGAAGAGAAGCACCACAAGAAGUUAGAGGAGUCUCCGUCUCCAGAGCCGGAACUGUCCCCUCCCGCGAAGGACCAAGUGGAAAUGUACUACGAAGCUUUCCCUCCACUUUCCGAGAAACCGGUUUGCCUGCAGGAAAUCAUGACGGUGUGGAACAAGUCUAAAGUCUGCUCCUACUCCAGCUCCUCGUCGUCAUCCACGGCCCCCGCCGCGAGCACCGACACCCCGUCUCCCGAGGACGGCCACAGCGAAGGGGAAGCGGGCCGGGAGAGGAGCGCCGCGGCGCCCCCCAGCGUGCGCGAGAGGGUCCUGAGCCGAGGGCAGCGGGACAAGGAGAACAAGUUCCGCAACGGCGCCCCGGAGGAGCGGCCGGCGCUGUACAGAAGGCAGAGUCGGCACAGGCCUGAGGGCAAGAGCCGCCCGCGCUCCUGGUCCUCGGGCUCCAGCGAGGCGGGCUCCAGCUCCAGCGGGAACCGGGGCGACCUGAGCGCUUCCAUCAAGUGUCUGAGGGUCAGGCCCAGGGCGCGGGAGAUCCGGAGCAAGAAGGGGCGGAGCGUGCGGGCCAGGCUGCCACUGCGGCCCGGGCCCGGGGAGCAGGCCGAGCGGAGCCUCCUUGGCGGGGGCGGCGGCGGCGGCGGCGGCAGCAGUGGCGGGGGCUCCACCAAGCAGCCCUGCAAGCAGCGGGGGAAGAGGCCGCUGAAGGAGAUCGCGCGGAGGGAGCCGGGCGCCGGGCGGGAGGAGGGCCGCGACCCACACGCCGAGAGCAGGGGCGACAGGCGCUACAAGGAGGAGCCCCUGUGGUACACGGAGCCCAUCACCGAGUACUUCGUGCCCCUGAGCAGAAAAAGCAAACUCGAGACCACGUACCGCGGCAGGCCGGAGCCCAGCGACCCCGCGGCGGCCGCGGUGGAAGAGCUGGCCGAGUCGGUGCACGGCCUCCACAGAACAUACCUCGCGGCGGGCACCUUCAUCAACGGCCACUUUGUGGAGAUGCCCGCAGUUUUCGACGAGGACAUCGACCUCUCGGGGCCCUCCCUCUGUUCUCUGCCCGAGGAUGAUAAGUACCUGGAUGACAUUCAUCUGUCAGAAUUCACACACUUCUAUGAAGUGGACAUUGACCAAUCCAUGUUGGAUCCCGGUGCCUCAGAAGCGACGCAGGGAGGAAGUCGGAUCCUGAAUAUGAUCCGGCAGAAGAGCCAGGAGCGGGCGGACCUCGAGGCGGAAUGCUGCAUCGUGUUGGACGGGGUGGGGUUGCCAGGGCAACGUGCAAUAUGGACCGACUCUCCCAGGCCUCUGGGUGCCGAGGGCUUCUUCCUGAGGGACCUCGGCCACCUGGCGCAGUUCUGGGAGUGCUGCUCGUCCAGCUCGGGCGACGGCGACGGCGAGAGCUUCGCGGGGGAGUCCCCGACCCUCCUCUCUCCCGCCUCCGACGGCACAGUGCUCGACCCGCACCUGCUGGCCGGCGAUCAAGAGCUCUUUUCAGAUAUUCAUGAAGGAUCGGGUGUGAACUCUGGCUUUUCAGUGUUUGAAGUGCAAUGCGGUGAUUCUGUUUUACCAUUUUCUUUUGAAACACUCAACUUGGGAGACGACAGUGCGGAUUCUAGUGCUAACACGCUUGGGAAGACACAGUCUCGCUUGCUGAUCUGGACCAAAAACAGUGCCUUCGAAGAAAACGAACAUUGCUCCAAUCUUUCCACGAGGACUUGUAGUCCGUGGUCCCAUUCAGAAGAAACGCGUUCAGACAACGAGACGUUGAAUAUUCAGUUUGAAGAAUCCACGCAGUUCAACGCCGCCGAGGAGAUUAAUUAUGUAGUCCCUAGAGUCUCGUCCAAUUACGUAGAUGAAGAACUUCUAGAUUUUUUGCAAGAUGAAACUUGCCAGCAGACCAGUAGGACUUUAGGAGAAAUGCCCACAUUAGUUUUCACAAAAAAAUCGAAACUCGAGUCUGUCUGUGGUAUCCCGCUAGAGCAGCAGCCAGAGCCCGAGGCCUUCGAGACUGCCCAGGCGUGUGAGGAUCAGAGCCCUCACGGAGAAGGCUACAGCUCGGGGGGCAUGCAGGAUAUCUGGGCGAAGGUGGCGGGUCGAGGCUCUGUGGCCGUGGUGGAGGUGGACAGGAUCGGCGAGGAGCUGUUCUCAACAGACGUGAGUGACUACUGCUGCUGCCUGCACGCGGAGGCCAAGAUGGAGCCCCUCCAUGAGCCCCACAAGGCCGUGCAGAGGUCCGAGUACCACCUGUGGGAGGGGCAAGAGAACCCGGACAAGAGCGCUUUCGCGGCCGGCGAGCUGUCGAAGGUGGACGGAGGCGACUACACCACCCCGUCUAAGCCUUGGGACGCAGCCCAAGAUAAAGAGAACACGUUCCUCCUGGGGGGCGUGUACGGAGAGUUCCAGACCUUUAGCAGCGACGGGGAGUGGGCGGUCGUGCCCCCGAGCCACGCCAGGGGAAGCUUGCUGCAGUGUGCGGCCUCCGACGUGGUGACCAUCGCGGGCACGGACGUCUUCAUGACCCCGGGCAACAGUUUCGCCCCCGGCCACAGGCAGCUGUGGAAACCCUUUGUGUCAUUUGAGCAGAACGAUCAGCCCAAGAGCGGGGAGAGUGGGUUCAAUAAGGGCUUCUCUUUUAUCUUCCGUGAAGACUUCCUAGGAGCCUGUGGUAACUUCCAGGUCGAGGACCCGGGGCUAGAAUAUUCGCUCUCUUCCUUAGACCUGAGCAACCCGUUGUCGCAGGUUCUCCACGUCGAGUGUUCCUUUGAGCCCGAAGGCAUCGCCUCCUUCAGCCCUGGUUUUAAACCCAAGUCCAUCCUCUGCUCGGACUCAGACAGUGACGUUUUCCACCCCCGGGUCUGCGGCGCCGACCGGACGCAGUACAGGGCCAUCCGGAUCUCGCCCCGGACUCACUUCCGCCCCAUCUCCGCGUCCGAGGUGUCCCCGGGAGGAGGGAGCGAGUCGGAGUUGGAGUCUGAGAAAGACGACGUGGCCGUCCCCACCCCUUCUCAGGGUCUCGCGUGCGGAGACCCCCAGGCCGACCUCGGGCCGCUGGAAGAGGACGCGGAGACGACGGAAGGCCAUUACUACGGGAAGUCGGAGCUCGAGUCUGGGAAGUUCCUUCCCAGGUUGAGAAAGUCUGGGAUGGAGAAGAGCGCUCAGACGUCGCUCGACUCCCAGGAGGACGCCGCGGGGCUCCUGGCGCUGGGGAAGCAGAGCCCGUGUUUGGAGUGCGGCCUGGGCGCGGCGCUGGCCCCGGAGUCAGAAAGCUCAGAGGCCGGUCGUCGGAUCGUGGCGCGGUGCGAGGAAGAAACGGGCAACUUCUGCGGCUGCCACGCGGGCUGCCAGUUCCCGGUGUGCGAGGACAACCCGGUUUCUUCAGGACGGCCGGAAGAGCCUCCCGCACUGAGCACCGCACUGAGCACCGAGGGACAAGGAGGACCAGAUCCGAGGCUCCGAGAGCAGAGCUGGUGGGAAGAAGCCGCGGGGUCCCCUCGCUUUCCCGCCUCUGAGUGCGAAGGUGAGCGCGGCUCGGACCGUCACCCGCAGGCCGAGGGAGAGGGAGACAGCGGCCGGAGCCAGCCGCGGCGGGUGGACUUGAACAGGGUGUCCUCGGUGUGCGAGGCGAGGUGCGCGCCCGGGAGGAGCUCGGGGGCCCGGCCCGGCGGCGGCGGCGGCGGCGGUGAGAUGGGCUCCGAGGGCGCGGCCGAGUGGGCAGGGCGCCGCCAGGACGGGCUCUUCUCCCGGACUCAGCUCUGAGCCCGCGGGCGGCGGCUUCUCCUCGGCCGCUGGAGACAGACUGACUCGUCCAGCGCCAGUCCCGCCCGGUCCCGCCCGGUCCGGUCCGGUGGAGCGCGUGCAUG
Messenger RNA from Erinaceus europaeus (western European hedgehog), 4713 nucleotides. Its product is annotated as KIAA0232 ortholog. The record is from RefSeq and is a predicted model, not a curated record. The transcript is spliced from 9 exons. NCBI's taxonomy places the organism in Eukaryota, Metazoa, Chordata, Mammalia, Eulipotyphla, Erinaceidae. Bases 428 to 4609 code for a protein of 1393 amino acids.